CCCCUUCACAUUCGAGACCCCUCUCUCUGACUCUUCCUCAUCAUAACAAUAAACUCAAAAGGUGCAUGUGUACCUAAAAAGAGGAGAAACAAAAUUGAAACAGUUUGUGUGAAUUUGUGUGACAAAUUAGAGAUAUGGAAGGAAUUAAUGUGUGCAAGAAGAGUUCAAAGUUAGGAAAGAAAGAUGACCUCUAUCAUGUUAUUCAUAAGGUGCCUUAUGGAGAUAGCCCUUAUGUCAAAGCCAAGCAUGCUCAGUUGGUUGAUAAGGACCCAGAAGCAGCUAUAGUAUUGUUUUGGAAGGCAAUAAAUGCUGGGGAUAAAGUGGACAGUGCCCUGAAGGACAUGGCUGUUGUGAUGAAGCAGUUAGAUAGAUCUGAAGAAGCAAUUGAAGCCAUCAAAUCUUUUAGAGGCCUUUGUUCCAAACACUCACAAGAGUCACUUGAUAAUGUUCUUCUUGACCUUUACAAGAAGUGUGGAAAAAUAGAGGAGCAAAUUGAAUUGUUAAAGAGAAAGCUAAGAUUAAUUUACCAAGGAGAGGCCUUUAAUGGAAGGACCACGAGGACUGCUCGCUCUCAUGGCAAGAAGUUCCAAGUCUCCAUCAAGCAAGAAACUGCAAGAUUAUUGGGAAACUUGGGUUGGGCCUACAUGCAAAAGGAAAACUACAUGAUGGCUGAGGUUGUGUUCAAGAAAGCACAGAUGGUAGAUGCUGAUGCCAACAAGGCUUGCAACUUGGGCUUAUGCCUCAUGAGACAAUGUCGUUAUGAGGAAGCCUAUUACAUUCUAGAAGAAGUGUUACAGGGAAAACAUCAAGGGUCUGAUGAAAUCAAAUCAAGAAAAAGAGCUGAGGAAUUGCUUGAAGAGUUGAAUGCAAAUCUCCCCCAACCUGAGUUUAUGGCUGAUUUGGACCUUGACGAUGAUUUUGUGAAAGGGAUAGAUGACAUGCUAGAUGCAUGGAACACAAAUAGAUCAAGAAGGCUUCCAAUCUUUGAGGAAAUCUCUUCCUUUAGAGAUCAAUUGGCAUGUUAAUAACUUGUCCUUAUCUUGUAGUAUUGUGUAUUGCUCUUAGGUUUAGGCUCCUGCAAAUAGCCCCUUAAUUUCUUCUCUAGUUGCCUGUUCUUCCUCUACCCUUUUUCUUCCUAAAAUGGUGAGGGGGAAAAAAGGAUAAGGUUUGCUUGUAUCUUGUAAUUUAAAUAAUAAAUAGCAAUCAAUAAAUAAAAAUAUAAUCAAUAUAA
This is a messenger RNA of Glycine soja, 1231 nucleotides long. Its product is annotated as protein SULFUR DEFICIENCY-INDUCED 1-like. The transcript is spliced from 4 exons. The coding region runs from base 135 to 1025 and encodes 296 amino acids. NCBI's taxonomy places the organism in Eukaryota, Viridiplantae, Streptophyta, Magnoliopsida, Fabales, Fabaceae. Gene Ontology annotation, molecular function: protein binding. The record is from RefSeq and is a predicted model, not a curated record.